AUAUAUAAAAAACAAUAGUGAUAAAAAAUAACAUUGGAAGCUGGAUUUCUCAUCAAAACACGGAUGGCAUCAUCAUCGACCCAAGCCAUCCCACUGGUGUUGGGUUCUUUACUGGCAGUGAUGCUGGCCAUACUUGGGGUUGUGUUAUUUCUCUUUUAUAAGAAGAGAAAGGAGAGCCUCAACUAUAAAGCCCCUCUUGAAAUGAUGACACGUAGUUUAAGAAAAUUAAGUAAAGCACCAAAGAAUUCGAGCGGGAGUAGUAGUGACAGCUUGCACCGACAACAAGCCAAUAUGACUCCUAUUUUAAACGACACAAGAUUCUGGGUUCCUGAAGUUUAUAACUCCAUCGUGCAACCGUCACCUACUCCUAUUAGAAAAACAAGUAGACUGCAAUCUACUUUAGAUCGGGAGAUAUACUCUAAAGCACAUGAUACAUCAUAUUUACAAGCGGCUGAUCAUGAGGUAUUUGAUGGUGAUAUGAAGAAACACUCGUCUGGUUCUCUUCGUAGAAAUAACACACUUAACUCUUCUAAACGCGACCUAUCUCGUCGACUUGCUAGUGACGGGGGUAAUCGAGGCAUGCUUCAUUUUUCCAUACAGUACAAACAAGACAAAGCUAUUCUAAUCGUCAUCGUGAUCAAAGCUGAAGGUCUACCCAUGAGAAGAAAUGGUGAACGCUGUGAUCCUUUUGUUGACCUGCAAGUAGCUCCGUUCUACAAACGCAGGAUGCAUUCUGAGGUGCAUCAGAAAACACAAAACCCGACAUUUAAUCAGCUUUUCGAAUUCGAAGUUCCUCCAUAUGAGAUCCGUGGUCAAACUGUCCAUUUCACCGUGUUAGACUUUAGUCAACAGUUAUCUCAUGAACCUAUCGGUACCGUGUUUUUCAGGUUAGACAGUGUAGAUCAUGAUGCUUUUAUAGCUGGAAAGGAAUUUGCUUUGUGGAAAAAGAUUGACAAGGAUGCCUUACAGCCAUCCGAUAGAUUAGAUGGAAAAUAUCGGGAGUAUCCGAUGGAGAUGGAUUUAGACAAAACAGCCAUGUUGUUAUUAUUGAGCGUGAAUUAUUUAAAAAUUGCUGAACGACUUACAGUGACAGUAAAUAAAGCAAGAAACCUGCUUCUUGUUGAUAGAAAGGGAAAACUUGAUCAUCCGUAUGUAUCUGUUUCAAUGAAACAUUUUGGGCGACCUUUAAAAAAGUUACGAACAGGUGUUGUGAAGCACGAAACGAAUCCGGUCUUUAAUAAAACGUUAGUUUUCGACGUACCCAGGCACCUAGUUGAACAUGUUUCACUAACUGUUAAGCUAAGACAUCACAAUGACAUGGGCAGAGAUCGGACGUUUGCUAUUUUGACUAUCGGUAAAAACGCAGUCGGAUCAGGUUCGGAACAGUGGAAAGAUAUGUUAAGUUCAUCAGAGACCGUGCAAAGGUGGCACCGACUUAUACCGAUAGAACCUGUUGAAGACUAAUGUCAAAAGGCGAUACAUUCGUGUUGUUUAAAAUUGUACAUAUUAUAAUAAAAUCGGCACUCGUGACGCGUAUGUCAGGAAGGUAUACAGGUUCUCCAUCCUACGGACCAUUUUUUGUUUGAAAAAUCGAAAAUAAGAUUUUUGCGUUACGUCUAUUAAUAACUGUAUUCUGUCUCUGCGCAACAUGGUACCGCAAGUACUGAGACACACAAUAAUGCGAUAUAAAAAUGACAAGCAAAUCCGUGGAUUUUUCUACAGGCCACCGACUAGUUUGUAAAAGUAUAAUUUGUGCGUAUGCGUGACAACAGUUGGGUUGCUCAACAGGAAAUAUCUAGAAACUUUCUGUAAGACAAAGAUUUACUGCAAGUUGCGGCGGGUAAAGCCCGUAGAUUUUCUCAAUAGCUUAAUUGCGUGGAUAUCCACGGGCAUACGGCUAGUUUUUUUACUAUUUGUUCUCGCUGGAUGAGAAUUCAUUGUAUUCUCUUGCUUAAAUUACUCACUAAAUUUGCAAAAAAUAUUUGAUUAUAUAUUUUAAUGAAUUUGCUUAUUUAUUUGUUUUUUAACUGUGUAUUUUUUUGUACACAUUUUCACAUGUUUUUUAUAUCGUGUUGUA
Hydractinia symbiolongicarpus is the source of this 2077-nucleotide messenger RNA. Its product is annotated as synaptotagmin-6-like. The coding region runs from base 64 to 1464 and encodes 466 amino acids. The record is from RefSeq and is a predicted model, not a curated record. Gene Ontology annotation, molecular function: SNARE binding; calcium-dependent phospholipid binding; phosphatidylserine binding. Lineage: Eukaryota; Metazoa; Cnidaria; Hydrozoa; Anthoathecata; Hydractiniidae. Gene Ontology annotation, biological process: cellular response to calcium ion; regulation of dopamine secretion; calcium-ion regulated exocytosis. The transcript is spliced from 7 exons.